Molecule: messenger RNA, 588 nt
Organism: Emericellopsis cladophorae
Lineage: Eukaryota; Fungi; Ascomycota; Sordariomycetes; Hypocreales; Bionectriaceae
Exons: 1
Coding region: 1-588 (195 amino acids)
Source: RefSeq, a predicted model, not a curated record
AUGGCUACUGUCACCAUCAACUUGCCAUCCAAGUACGCGCCCAAUCAUGCUGAGAAGACCAGCCCUGAAGGCCCAACGCCAACCCCAUCGCUAGAGUGGCUCACACGCACCUGGUGUGUAACCCAUUCCACCCUCUCCAUGUGGCGAUCAGCCCGCAAUGUGAGGAUCACGUACAAGCCUCUCGCUCCAAAGCCAGACGGGACACCGCGCAUCGACGACCUGGUCGAGUAUGAGCCCAUCAAGAAGCAGGGCGUGCGCAAGAGCGUCGAGGGCGUGGAUACACGCGCCGCUGAUGGAGGCUGGGAUUGGAAGGGCAAAGGCUGGCUGUUCUUUGUGGGGAGUCACUGGGAGAUCUUGGCCUGGGGCGAGGAGGCCGAUGGGGAGAGGUGGGCUGUGACGUGGUUUGCGCCCACGGUAUUCACAAAGGAAGGAAUCGACGUGUACUGUGAUCGAAAGGAGGGCAUCAGCGGGGCCACAUACACCAGGAUACUGGAAGCCCUGAAGGCAGUCGAGGCAAAGGAGCUGGUGCAGAUGGUCGAGAGCGACAUGAGGGCCGUGGAUAUCCAAUUGCCUUGGACUGAGGCGUGA